CCCCACCCCCAACAAACCCCUGUAACAUUUCCAACUCAAAAGAACAAGCAAUUUGGUUCUGGAUUGCCAUUCUCUCCUUGGCGCGAAACCAAAUCGCCGAGGGGGAAGCCAUGUCGAUUUCUCUGUUGCAGCAGCUAAACGGCGAGAGAUCGGUGGUAUUGCUCUUUGUAAUUCAAAUUCUCUUCUCCACCUCUCUCUCUCUCAUCCCCGAAGCCGUUUCCCUCUCUCUACUCUCCCUUUUUGCUCUCUGCGUUGAGAUCUCCGCCGACGAUGCGUCCAAUCCACUCGGCCAUUUCUUCAAAGCCAGGCCUGGAGCUUCAUCUGGAGUUCUACUGGGUGCAGUAACCGUGCCUAGCCUCCUGGUCUCAAGGUUGAUACAGACUCUUAGGGAAGAGUCAAUAAAUGAAGUUGGAACUGAAGGCAUAGAAUAUCUCAAGUUGCAAUAUUGGGCUGCAUUUGCAAGUUGUUUCGCCGUGCUAAUUUUCCUUUCCACUGUGUGUCGGUGGCAGAGAAAGGAUAGUGAUUCCAUCUGUUCUCUCUCCAAUUGUAAUCGAAGAUAUGGUUUCAUUUUCACAAUCUUGCUUGUAGGAUCAUUAUAUGGGGGGUGGUUUUUAUCCUUGAUGUCACUAUGGGUGCUCAGUCAUGGAUUGGCAGCAGUUUUGUUAAUAGUGAAGAUCCUUCACAUGUUUCCUGCAUGUGCUUCCAUUGGAGAAUCUCUUCUAGUGGCUUCUGGCAUUGUUAUCUAUUUUGGCGACAUGGUAGCAUGUACUGCUGCAAAAAUCUCUAGUUCAAAGGCACUCCUUGUACAAAUUGGGAUUAAUAGAAGCGAAAUAAGCACCAUUAUUCAGGGAGUUGUUUUCGGCCUCCUCCUUUUUCCAGUGUUCUAUAAAUAUGUUCUUCGAACAUUGGAAUACUUUGUCAGCCUGCUAAGGAAUGGGGGUUUGGAGAACAAUGAGAUGAAAAGAUCCCUUGUUUUCUAUGCUUCACUCGCUUUUAUGCUGCUUGUUGUUGUCCCGUCAUGGAUGCAAUUUGUACAUCCUUUUCACGUGCAUCCGUUGUUAUGGGUAUUUGAUUUUGUUUUGUCGGAACCACUUAAGAGACUGACAUUAUGUAUCUAUUGGCUGGUCAUCAUAUAUGUAUCUGUUGGACGAUUUUACAAUAUUUCAAAGAAUAGUAAGACCGAGAGGAUACUUCUACGCAAGUACUAUCAUCUGAUGGCUGUCUCAAUUUUCGUUCCUGCCCUUAUAUUCCAGCCAAAGUUUCUUGAUCUUGCUUUUGGUGCAGCUUUGGCAGUGUUUCUCUUGUUGGAAAUUAUACGAAUAUGGAAAAUCUGGCCAUUAGGUCAUCUAGUCCACCAAUUCAUGAAUGCCUUUACGGACCAUCGUGAUUCGGAUCUUCUUGUUGUCAGCCAUUUUUCACUGUUAUUGGGAUGCGCAAUUCCAAUUUGGCUGUCCUCUGGUUUUACUGAUCGACCAAUUGCCCCUUUUGCUGAAAUUUUGAGCCUUGGUAUUGGAGAUACAAUGGUACUUAUCUGCUUGCCUUUUUCUGAUCCCGUUUUGGAUCUUAUCGAGUUUGUUUAUCCCGAUCUUAUGAGCAACCUGUUCGCUCCUGAGUAUUUCGAGGGCAGGGCAAUUCUUGCACCGACUAAAGAAAAUGUCGGUUUUUUGAAUGGUCAUUUUUUGUCGAUCAUAACUGGAGAGAGAAAAAGAUUUAUUUCAGCUCCGAUGGUAGGACUGUACUGGGCCACGGACAGUUCUAUGUCGUAUUCUCGAGAGUUAAGAGUCGAAUGA
Molecule: messenger RNA, 1790 nt
Organism: Erythranthe guttata (spotted monkey flower)
Lineage: Eukaryota; Viridiplantae; Streptophyta; Magnoliopsida; Lamiales; Phrymaceae
Source: RefSeq, a predicted model, not a curated record